AUGUUAAGUAUACAGCGUGAAAGAAUUAUUGGUGCAUAUCUUAGUGGCAUCAGACAAAAAGUUAUUUCAGCUCAACUAAAUAUUUCUUCUAGUACAUUUGCUCCUCUUGGUAAUAUCACGGAUAAGUUAAAUUCUAGGCUUAACACUACUUUGCACUAUAAUAUUGUUAGAAAAUACCUUCAUGAUGAAGGUUUUAGUAGUUAUGCUACGUGCAAAAAACCUCUUUUAACUGAAAAACAACAAAAAAAUAGAUUUAAAUGGUUUGGACCUUUGGUUGUAGUAGAAAGAAAUAUGAAUUCUGAUGAUUAUGUUAAUGUUCUUGCUAAUUAUUUUAUACCUUAG
Molecule: messenger RNA, 342 nt
Organism: Funneliformis geosporum
Lineage: Eukaryota; Fungi; Glomeromycota; Glomeromycetes; Glomerales; Glomeraceae
Source: the annotation of a GenBank genome assembly